CCUCUUCUUUUUUUCUUUUUUUAUAUAUUUAGUAUAUACAUAUUCACUUUGUUGCUGCACCACAAGGGAACUAAAUUUACCUCUGUCGUCGGUUUGUCUUUCUUAAUCUACAGAUUUAGGGUACUGAUCAUUAUCAUCAGUAUCCAUCCAUAUAUAUACAUAUAUAUAGUAUAGAGAGAGUGUCGUUUAAUUUGUUUCUGUUUGUUGGGAAAAAAAAAAGAAGCAAUUAAGGGGCUUAAUUAUUAAUUAACUGAAAGAAUGGAUUGGAAUGGUAAUUAUGUGUGCAGAGUGCCUUUUGUUUCUCGACCUGCAGUUGAUAAUUCCUUGAGCUUUCUCUACAACUACAACUAUGACCAGCACUUUCCACCAGAAAUGAAACAACAGGCGGCAAUUACAGAUCAUGAACAAGCAUUAAUGAUGCAGCCAAAUUUAACUAUGGAGAAGAACAACAACAACAACCACAACAAUAUCAGCAUGAUGAAUAAUUACAAUACGGGGCUCGAUAUCAACGAUCCGAAGAAGAAACGACUAAGCAACGAGCAAUUGGAGUUAUUGGAAAAUAGUUUCCAAGAGGAUAUUAAGCUUGAGCCUGAGAAGAAGAUGAAGCUGUCUAAGGAACUCGGGCUUCAGCCCCGACAGAUUGCCGUCUGGUUCCAGAACCGUAGGGCCCGUUGGAAGGCUAAGCAGCUUGAGCGCUUGUACGACGCGCUUCAGCAAGAGUACGAUGCUGUUUCCAGAGAUAAGCAGAAGCUCCAACAAGAGGUUAUGGCAUUGAGGGCAAUAUUGAAGGAGAAUCAAGUGGGGAAAAAUAAGGAGGUAUCGAUAGAGAUUUCGGGGGAAGAAACAGUGGAGAGCACGUCGUUAAUUCCGAUAAUCAAUAAUAGUAAUGAACUUCAUGAUCAAAUUGCAGAAUGCAGCUACCCGUUGAAGGUUGAUGACUACUACAAUAACAAUAAUACAACAGUGAUUAUGCCGCCGCCUCCCUACUGGCCAGCUUCUUCUCCUAAUUAAUUUCAAUUAAUAGUUAAUUAAAAUAGCUAGCUAUAUAUGCUUAAUUAUUUGUUCUUGUCAUUGUUGUUAUAUUUUGAAACUUAAGAUGAUGUGCUAAAUGCUAAUUAAUUAAUUAAUCCUAGUGUUUUUAGGUCAACCUAGAAGUAAUUAGGAGAUAGGGAGGUUUAGCCCAGUACUUACUAGCUGAAAUUAAUUAAUUAGUGUUUCUCUGCUUAGUGUACUAAUUAAGUAGGGGUUGAGCUCAUUGAUGAAGGUAGAUUUAAUGUUUAGACUUUUUAGUCACGUGAUCUUGACGUUGCAUUGUAAUAAGACAUACUCUUAAUUAAUUAGUGUAUGUUUAUCGUUCGUUCUU
Messenger RNA from Erythranthe guttata (spotted monkey flower), 1363 nucleotides. Its product is annotated as putative homeobox-leucine zipper protein ATHB-51. Gene Ontology annotation, cellular component: nucleus. The record is from RefSeq and is a predicted model, not a curated record. Gene Ontology annotation, biological process: positive regulation of DNA-templated transcription. Gene Ontology annotation, molecular function: DNA-binding transcription factor activity, RNA polymerase II-specific; sequence-specific DNA binding. Lineage: Eukaryota; Viridiplantae; Streptophyta; Magnoliopsida; Lamiales; Phrymaceae.